CCUCCAGAUGGUGGAUGGGGUUGGAUCGUAGUUUUAGGAUCAUUUCUUUGUAAUGUUAUUGUGGAUGGUGUUUGCUUAUCGUUUGGUGUAGCAGCAACUGAAUUAAGCUCUGAAUUUGAAGCUCCUCUGUCAACAGUCACUUUAAUUGGUUCUCUUUUGGCUGGCAGCUAUUUAACUGUUGGUCCAGUUGUCAGUGCACUAGCAGCACGCUAUGGUUGUCGUAGAGUUACUAUAGUGGGAAGUAUUGUUGCUGCAACAGCUUUUAUUCUUAGCACUCAGUCAACAAGUAUCGAGAUGCUUAUAAUUACAUAUGGUUUAUUCGGAGGAAUUGGAUUUGGAAUGAUAUAUUUACCUUCAAUUGUAACUGUUGGGUAUUGGUUUGAAACUAAACGUGCAUUUGCUACUGGUUUAGUUGUAUGUGGAUCAGGAAUUGGUACUUUUGUUUUUGCUCCUUUUGCGAGAUACUUAUUGGAUGAGUAUGGCUGGAGAGGAACAAAUUUAAUCAUGGCAGGAAUGAUUUUGAAUUGUGCUGUGUGUGGUGCUUUAUUCCGUCCUCUGGAAAAAAAAAUGUGCAAAAGAACAAAACGUGUUCUUCCUAAUGCAGCAGUAUCAACUUUAAGUCGUUCUAGUCUUCAGCGGGUCAAUAGUCAUUAUAUUCAAUCAAGACGUUCUUUAUCUUUUGGCAGUCGUGUUACAAAUCCAGCUACUAUUAUCAGUGGUAGUGUUAUGAGCAUUCCUCAAUACAGUGCAAGCAUACAAAGUCUGGAUUCAGAGACCUACAUGGAACGAUCCACACAAUCUAAAGUGUGUCAAGUACUUAAAGAGAUGUUUGACUUUCAUUUACUCAAGAGUCCUAUGUUUACGCUGUUGGUAAUUUCAAGUGUAAUGACAAUGCUAGGUUAUUUUGUUCCAUAUUUUUACCUGACAAAGAAAGCAGCUGAAGUAGGUGUAAAUGAGGAGCAACAAGCCUUAUUGGUAGCUAUAAUAGGAAUUACAAAUACUGUUGGACGGGUCAUUAGUGGAUGGAUAGCUGAUAGACCUUGGGCUGAUUCUCUAUAUCUGAACAAUGGAGCUCUUAUAUUAGCUGGAGUUGCUACACUGUGCUGUCCAUUUUGUAAUGAUUUUAGUUCAUUAGCUAUAUAUGCUUCAUUGUUUGGAUUAUCAAUGGCCUUUUUUGUCUCAUUAAGAUCAAUCUUGCUUGUUGAUCUGUUAGGAUUAAGUAUGCUGACAAAAUCCUUUGGUAUUUUGAUCCUAUUUCAAGGAGUAGCAUCAAUGGUUGGAUCUCCUCUAGCAGGCAAGUUAGAAGAUGCAACAGCAAGUGUUGAUGGUACAUUCUAUUUAACAGGUGCCUUGAUUCUGGCUUCUGCAUUAAUGAGUGUACCAUUAAGAUAUAUCAAAAAGUGGGAGGAA
Messenger RNA from Lottia gigantea (owl limpet), 1410 nucleotides. RefSeq lists its product as hypothetical. NCBI's taxonomy places the organism in Eukaryota, Metazoa, Mollusca, Gastropoda, Lottiidae. Gene Ontology annotation, biological process: transmembrane transport; monocarboxylic acid transport. The record is from RefSeq and is a predicted model, not a curated record. Gene Ontology annotation, molecular function: monocarboxylic acid transmembrane transporter activity. The transcript has 7 exons. The annotation marks the transcript as partial.